UUUGUUUGCCCUGUCCUGCUAUUUCCAUCAUCGAUCAUAUAGCUUUCAGUUGUGAUUAUCGACAGGUGCGGUAUUGUUGAAGAAAGUACAAUUUUCAUUAGUUUAUUGACGUGAAUCAACGCACGACCGACCUAAAUGUUAUAAAAAUCAUCGUACAAGUUCAUUGCAAUAUAUGUACAUCCCUCGUUAAACGACAAGUGUAUGGGUGUUUAUAUAUGUACAUGUAGGUGCGUGUGUGUGUGUGUGAGUGUGCAUGCAAACUAAUGUGGUUGUGUAGGUGCUGUUUAGUGAAAGAAAAUUAGUUUUUCGUCUAUCUCUCGUGUGUUUAUUGAUUUCUUGACGGAAUCAUAUUUUGUAAAAUCUUCGGUCCAAAAAGUGCUAAGUAGCUAUCGCGGACCAUCGAAUCACAUUGUGCAAACACAACUUAGCCACUGUCUGCAACGAUUUGAGAAGUUUUACUUGAACAAUAGCAACACCAGUAAACAUUCACAAUGACACAAAUGGCUCAGGAAGAGAUUGUCUCGAAUACCAAAACGGUAAUGCAGGGCCUAGAAGCACUCCGCGUGGAGCAUGUCACACUAAUGAAUAACUUAGCGGAGGGCAGCAAAACCGAUCCAGAUAAAAUGGAAAUCGUAAAGAAAAAUAUGGAGAAUAUCGAGCUCGGUCUUAGCGAAGCGCAAGUCAUCGUGAUGCUGUUUGCUCAUCUGCAAAACAUCGAAGCCGAAAAGCAAAAAUUACGAACGCAAGUGAAACGGCUGUGUCAGGAAAAUGUAUGGUUGCGUGACGAGCUGGCCAUCACGCAGCAAAAGCUGCAGGCAUCGGAACAAAGCGUUGCACAGUUGGAAGAAGAGAAGAAACAUCUAGAGUUUAUGGCGUCAGUGAAAAAAUACGAUGAAAUACAAGAAAAUGAAGAUAAUUUGGAAAAGUCUCGCACCGAUCCGGUGGUGGAACUGUUUCCGGAGGAUGAAGCCGAAGAACGCAACAACAUGUCACCAACGCCACCGAAUCAAUUUGCUAAUCAUGCAAAUGCAGGCUACGAAAUACCGGCCAGAUUGCGAACGCUACACAAUCUGGUGAUACAGUACGCAUCGCAGGGACGGUACGAAGUGGCCGUACCUUUGUGUAAGCAAGCACUGGAAGAUCUCGAGAAAACAAGUGGGCAUGAUCAUCCAGAUGUGGCCACAAUGUUGAACAUUUUGGCGUUAGUUUACAGAGAUCAGAACAAGUAUAAGGAGGCAGCCAAUCUACUGAACGAUGCUCUUACGAUUCGCGAGAAAACUCUUGGGGAAAAUCAUCCGGCCGUAGCUGCUACGUUAAACAAUUUAGCCGUUUUGUAUGGUAAACGGGGCAAAUACAAAGAUGCGGAACCGCUUUGCAAACGAGCGCUAGAAAUUCGUGAGAAUGUGCUCGGCAAAUCGCAUCCCGACGUGGCCAAGCAAUUGAACAACUUAGCACUGCUUUGCCAGAACCAGGCAAAGUAUGAAGAAGUGGAAAUGUAUUACAAGCGAGCCUUGGAAAUUUACGAGAUGAAGCUAGGUGGAGAUGAUCCGAAUGUCGCGAAAACUCUCAACAAUCUUGCCAGUUGCUACUUGAAACAAGGCAAAUACAAGGAAGCAGAAAUGCUAUACAAAGAGGUGCUAACGCGAGCACACGAGCGGGAAUUUGGUGCAAUUAAUGGUGAAAACAAACCAAUAUGGCAGGUGGCCGAAGAGCGCGAGGAGAACAAACUGAAGAAUCGAGAAAAUACACCGUACGGCGAAUAUGGUGGAUGGCAUAAGGCCGCGAAGGUGGACUCGCCCACCGUUACUACGACCUUGAAAAAUCUCGGUGCUCUAUAUAGAAGACAGGGCAAGUACGAAGCCGCAGACACGUUGGAAGAUUGUGCUCUACGAAGCAAGAAAGAGGCAUUGGAUUUGGUGAAACAGUCGAAAGUGCUCGGUGUAUCGGACGAUAACAAGCGCCAGAAGAGCGGCAACAGCAAAGAUGAUAAUGAUGAUCACAACAAACGUGUGCACAAAUAAUUGGUGUUGCGCGCUGACACUGCACAUUUUAAAUGCUAAUAUA
This is a messenger RNA of Anopheles merus, 2064 nucleotides long. Its product is annotated as kinesin light chain-like. The record is from RefSeq and is a predicted model, not a curated record. Gene Ontology annotation, molecular function: kinesin binding. Gene Ontology annotation, biological process: microtubule-based movement. The coding region runs from base 492 to 2021 and encodes 509 amino acids. The transcript has 6 exons. Lineage: Eukaryota; Metazoa; Arthropoda; Insecta; Diptera; Culicidae. Gene Ontology annotation, cellular component: kinesin complex; cytoplasm; membrane-bounded organelle.